UAUAUGUCAUUAAAAAACUCAAGAUAUUAGCCUGCACUGUAUAUGGUCCGUUCUACUGUUUUGCUAUUGCAAAGAAUUUGGGUAUUACUAGUUUAAUUCUUUUCAUAAAACUGGACAAAGUAUUUCUAAAUCUUUUUCUAAAUAUCUUUUUUCUAUGGGCUCAGUGAAGCAGUCUUGAUUUUGAGAUGAAAGGAGAAACAUCCAAGGCAAUAAUUUUUAUUUUUGUUUUGCAUGAAUACAUAGUUUUUCAUGUUAAUCUAUUGGCUGCAACAUUGUUUUAGCAGUUUAGGGCACAUAAGCCACUGGUGAGCAGAUUUGAAGAUUGGAACCUUUCUACAGGGAUACAACAACAAAACUGAUACUGAAAACCAUCAGAAUGGUCUUGAGUGUAUUGUAAUGAAAACUACUGCAUUCAUGGUCUCUCCUGUUUUAAUAAGAAGAGUUUGGAAGGGACAUCACUGACAGGAAUAUGUACUUUGCUAAAACAGUGCAUCUUCAGAGCUCUUCGUUGCUUUCUGUAUUCUUAUCUCCCCAAAGAUGCAGGUACAUCUUAUUAAUCCUUGCUGUUCUCAGGAAGAGACUGCCUCAGAAGAUGUCUCUGCCUAAGGAUUUGUUUCUCUCUGCUUUGAAGCUGACACUUUUUUUUUCUCUUUUUUUUUUUUAUUGUCAUUAUUUUUUGCCUCUAAAGAGUUACUUUGAUUUCAGUAGAAGCUGAAAUAGGCAUAAAGUGGUGUGUCCAGCUCGGCUGGAAAAAGAGCAUGAGCACACAGCAUUCCUGCCAAGAAAUAACAAAUGUCUUUUUCUUUUACCUUCAGGGCUGGGUCCGCUCUGUCCGAUCCCAGAAGGAAGUUUUGUUCCUGCACAUAAAUGAUGGUAGUUCUCUGGAAAGCCUCCAGGUGGUUGCUGAUCCGAGCCUGGAAAAGAGAGACCUGACUUUUGGAAGUGCAGUGGAAGUGCAAGGGAAGCUUGUCAAAAGUCCUCAUAGGAUGCAAAACAUGGAGCUGCAAGCAGAAACCAUUCAUGUGGUGGGACCUUGUGAUAUUUGGUCAUUUCCCCUGAAAAUGAAGGAGAGGCACCCACUGGAGUAUGUCCGACAGUUCCCCCACCUGCGAUGCAGGAACAACACGCUGGGUGCCCUGCUGCGAAUCCGCAGUGAAGCCACUGCAGGCAUCCACUCCUUCUUCCAGAAUAAUGGAUAUGUGCAUAUUCAUACCCCUAUAAUUACAUCCAAUGACUGUGAAGGUGCUGGGGAACUCUUUCAAAUUGAGACAUCAAGCGAGGCAAAGGAGUCUGCAGAAAAGACCCACUUCUUCAAUGUGCCUGCCUUCCUGACAGUUUCUGGCCAGCUCCAUUUGGAAGUAAUGGCAGGGGCUUUUACUCACGUGUUCACCUUUGGCCCGACGUUCCGAGCAGAAAACUCGCAGAGUCGCCGGCACCUGGCAGAGUUCUACAUGGUAGAGGCUGAGCUGUCCUUCACUGAAAGCCUUCAGGACAUCAUGCAGGUUAUGGAAGAUCUUUUCAAGACAGUGACAAGCACUGUGCUCUCCAGAUGUCCUCGUGAUGUUGAGCUUUUUCAUAAAUACAUAGCUCCUGAACAGAAGGGCAGGUUGGAACAAAUACUGAAGCACAAAUUUAUGAUAAUUUCCUACAGUGAAGCAGUGGAAAUUUUGAAGCAAGCUCCUCAAACUUUCACUUUCAAGCCAGAGGUUGCAGCUGUUGAUCUCCUUGUACCAGGGGUAGGGGAGUUGUGUGGAGGCAGCUUGAGAGAGGAGCGACUGCCCUUCCUCGAAUCGCGCUUACAGAGAUUAGGACUCACAGAUGCCUAUCAAUGGUAUCUAGACCUCCGAAAAUUUGGAUCAGUUCCUCAUGGAGGCUUCGGAAUGGGGUUUGAACGCUACCUACAGUACAUCUUGGGAGUUGACAAUAUCAAAGAUGUUAUACCUUUCCCCAGGUUUUCUCACUCCUGUCUCCUGUAGUUCAGCAGUUGACUCACGUGGAGAAAACUGCUGGUGUAACUAUGUGUAUAUAACAUACCAGGAUAUGACUGAGUGUGUUUUAGUGGGAAAUCAGGAUAAUUUUUAUAUCAAUGAAACUCUUGGUUAAUUUAAUACUGGGUUAUUGAAAAUAAUAUAUGUUCUGGUGAGAUUAUGGAAGGACACUGGCAGUUAAUUUGAUAGCAGCUCAUGUCUUCAGUGCACUUCAGGAGUAUUAAUAAAUCCCACUUAAGUAAAGGGUUACAAUUCUCAUGAGACUAGUACAAGCCAUGGAAAUACUGGAGAAGCACUGAAGGUAGCAGGGGGUUUUAUGUGAAAUAUUAAUAAGGAAGUGUGACCUAAAAUAUUGUCAUGGCUUUGAUACACUUGCUACUGCUACAGUCAGGAAAUGGCUACUGUAAAGCAUGAUUCUCCCCACUCUGAGUUAAAAGCAAAUAUUGUUUACCUUGGAAAAACCAGCCAAACCUAGCAAGGAACAAUGUCAUAUUGGAAUUGCUGGAGUGAGUUUGUUGAAUGAUGUUUGAUUUUGUGAAUCAUCAAUAAAGAUGUACACUGGGUUGUUUUAUAACU
This is a messenger RNA of Sturnus vulgaris (Common starling), 2564 nucleotides long. The record is from RefSeq and is a predicted model, not a curated record. NCBI's taxonomy places the organism in Eukaryota, Metazoa, Chordata, Aves, Passeriformes, Sturnidae.